Molecule: messenger RNA, 1263 nt
Organism: Heterocephalus glaber (naked mole-rat)
Lineage: Eukaryota; Metazoa; Chordata; Mammalia; Rodentia; Bathyergidae
Gene: Cfdp1
Product: chromatin remodeling protein CFDP1
Cellular component (GO): Swr1 complex
Source: RefSeq, a predicted model, not a curated record
AACGUGAUACUCUUUGCGCAUACUCAAAUGCUGCUAGGGCCACGCUAGCUGCCGCCGCGGCUCUAUGGUCUCUCCCUAGGGCUUGGGUGUUUGGUGUAGCUGCUGUAGUCCUGUGGGUUGCCCGGCCCCGAGCGGCAGCGACAUGGAAGAAUUCGACUCCGAAGACUUCUCCACCUCGGAAGAGGACGAGGACUACGUGCCGUCGGGUGGAGAGUAUAGUGAAGAUGAUGUAAAUGAAUUAGUGAAGGAAGAUGAAGUGGAUGGUGAAGAGCAGACACAGAAAACCAAAGGGAAAAAAAGAAAGGCUCAGAGCCUUCCAGCCAGGAAGAGAAAACAGAGUGGCCUCUUGUUAGAAGAGGAAGAGGAGGAUGCCAAGGCAGAAUCUGGAGGAAGCAGCAGUGAGGAGGAUGAAAUAGAAGAGCGGGAGAAAGGCACUGGGUCAGAGGAUGCACGGAAAAAGAAGGAGGAUGAACUCUGGGCCAGCUUCCUCAAUGAUGUGGGGCCAAAAUCAAAAGUGCCCCCAAGUAAACAGGCGAAGACAGGAGAACAGGCUGACGAGACAAGUUCAAGUAAAUUGUUGGUCAAAGCAGAAGAGCUAGAGAAACCUAAAGAAGCAGAGAAGGUUAAAAUCACCAAGGUUUUUGAUUUUGCUGGUGAAGAAGUAAGGGUGACUAAGGAAGUGGAUGCUACGUCUAAAGAAGCCAAGUCCUUCUUCAAGCAAAAUGAGAAGGAAAAACCACAGGCUAAUGUCCCUUCAGCUGUGCCAUCACUCUCUGCUGGGUCAGGGGUAAAAAGGUCAAGUGGCAUGAGCAGUCUUUUGGGGAAAAUUGGAGCCAAGAAGCAGAAAAUGAGCACCCUUGAGAAGUCCAAAUUGGACUGGGAGAGCUUCAAGGAGGAAGAGGGGAUUGGUGAAGAACUUGCUAUCCAUAAUCGAGGGAAAGAGGGGUACAUUGAACGGAAAGCUUUUCUAGAGCGCGUUGACCACAGGCAGUUUGAAAUUGAGCGAGAUCUCAGGCUGAGCAAAAUGAAACCUUGAUGUUCAGGGGAGAAUCAGUAACAGCUCAAUCCUGUUGACAAUGUGAGCUUUCUGUGCAUCUGUGAAAUUCUUCCAGUCUCCUCCUCCACUGUUGCCCAGCAGUCUUUUUCUAUAUGAAAUUUUGUUUGUGUAUCUUGAUCUCACAUGGUUUCACUCAUUUUAUUUUUAAAAAUCUGUCUUUAAAUAAGUAAAUAAAGUCAGUCCUCAGCAAGGCUGGAGAAAACAAA